Molecule: messenger RNA, 1231 nt
Organism: Osmia lignaria (orchard mason bee)
Lineage: Eukaryota; Metazoa; Arthropoda; Insecta; Hymenoptera; Megachilidae
Product: D-beta-hydroxybutyrate dehydrogenase, mitochondrial
Biological process (GO): steroid metabolic process
Cellular component (GO): intracellular membrane-bounded organelle
Molecular function (GO): oxidoreductase activity
Source: RefSeq, a predicted model, not a curated record
AAAUUUAUUUAAAAUAUUAAUAAAAUUAAACCGGAGAUGCCUUUACCAAGUGGAAAUAAAGAACCAGAUGACAGUCAAACAUGGGAAUUAGCAGAAAGAUGUCUUCUUCCAAUUGCAUUUUCACAUGCAAUCGCAGUCAUUUUAGCAACUGUUUUAAAUACAUUAAAUAUAUCACAAACAUCUAGUUUUGUGCUUUUUCUAUUGUUAUUAGUUAUAUCCAUAGGGUCUACAUUGUUUUAUCACAAUCUGAAGGUAACUGCUGCAGGGAAAGCAGUUCUCAUUACAGGAUGUGAUUCAAGAGUUGGAUAUACUUUGAGUAAACAAUUAGAUGAAUUGGGAUUUACCGUUUUCGCGGGAUUUAACACCAAAAAUGAAGAUGAAGCAAUGCAAAAAUUAAAGCAAGAAGCUUCUGGCAGAUUACAUGUAUUGCAACUGGACAUAACUAGUGAACAUGAUAUCCACUCAACUUUUCUUUAUGUGAAUGAAAAUUUGCCAGAUGGUGCACCAGGUCUAUGGGCAUUAGUCCAUGCUGCUGCUUGGGUAACUCUAGGUGAAUGUGAAUGGGUACCCCCUUCCAUAUUAAAACGUAGCAUAGACAUUAAUUUCAUCGGCCUUGCUCGCUUAACUCAAGUUUUUUUACCUCUAAUCAGAAGAUCAAAAGGUCGUGUUGUAUUGGUCAGCAGCCUUCUAGCUCGAAUACCAAGUCCUGUUCGGGGUAUUUAUUGUGCAGUUAAGGCUGCAGUUGAAGCUUGGGGAGCUUGUCUUAGAUUAGAAAUGAGAAGAUGGGGUGUGGAUGUGGUUAUUGUUGAGACCAGUGAAUAUGUAUCUGGAAAUGCAUGGUUAAAAGAUAACAGUGCAUUAUUAGAACAAGCUAGAGAAAUGUGGACUCAAUUAGAUCCCCAAACCCGCAAGGAAUAUGGAGAAGAACUAUUUCAAAAAGAAAUGUUAGCUCUUGAAAAAUAUACACAAGGAGUAGAAGCUGAUUUAACCCCAGUAACCAGAGCCUUAACAGAUGGGGUGAUGAAAACUUUUCCAAUGAGAAGGUAUGCACCAGUUUCACGUAAAGAAAAAAUACAAGCUUUGUGUAGUGAUUAUCUUCCAAAACCAGUUUAUGAUAUAUUAUAUACAAACUAAAAAUGAAAAUCUCAGAGUACAGACGAUGCUAAAUAAAAGAUUAUUUAAAGCACAUGCUUUACUUAUUAAAUACCAUUAAAUGUCAUUUGAAAUCUAA